Acanthochromis polyacanthus (spiny chromis) is the source of this 3237-nucleotide messenger RNA. It is a transcript of the gene gpr176, whose product is annotated as G protein-coupled receptor 176. Gene Ontology annotation, biological process: G protein-coupled receptor signaling pathway. Gene Ontology annotation, molecular function: G protein-coupled receptor activity. Lineage: Eukaryota; Metazoa; Chordata; Actinopteri; Pomacentridae. The record is from RefSeq and is a predicted model, not a curated record. Gene Ontology annotation, cellular component: plasma membrane. The transcript has 3 exons. The coding region runs from base 722 to 2437 and encodes 571 amino acids.
GGUUGAUACGGACAUCUGCUGCUUUACAGUUGCUUCUGAUUUAGUCACCCUCCUCUUCCUCCAUGGUGCUUGUCAUUCAUAAGAUUCAGUGGAGUUUCUUGGUGCUCUAAGGAGAGGAGGGGCUCUCCUCUUCAGUCUUGCACUUCAAUGCUGUGAAAUAUUCAGUUGCAGUCUCCCCACACCAUCCAGUCUACCAAUAAACAGCCUCCGACAGUGCGAUUGGCAGCGGGAGCAGGAGUAACAGCCUGUCAGACACUAUAGUUUGGACGGAUAGGAGUGAUGCUGCCGUGUUGUUGGUGCCGCAGGCUUUAUCCCCGGAAAGGAGAGUUGUCACGCCGGUGUGGUUUUAGGUGCUGAGGAUCACAGAGGAGCAUCCAUCCAGACACGCUGUGCUCGGAUUUCACUGACUCUGAUUUCGGCCAUCCACUGAGGGAAAUGAUGGUGCUUCCAGUUGAUUCCAGCCACCUCCCCGUGCUUUGAUUUGACCAUGUUUCUCCCUCGUAUUUAAUUACCGACCAAACAGCAUUACCGCGCUGGCAGCUGCAGGCUUUGCUUGCAUGUGUCCGUCCUGCAUCCUCAUUGACAUUUCCUGUGCAACAGCAGCAGUGAGAUGUAGAUUUAUUCCUCCUGUUCCCAUGCAGAGGAGCAGGUCAGGAAUGCCUCUUCAGUGCUGACACUGUCAGCUUUCUUCGAAGCCGCCAGGAUCUCUCAGUAGACCGACAUGGAUAGUGGGAGCCGGGCAGCCACGGUGGGGGACGGUGCUGUCAAUUUCACGGCGGCUCACCUCUGGUUGGAUCUCUUGAACGCGUCCAGUCGCUGGGACAGUGGUCCGGCCGCAGAGGGUUCCGGGCUGGACGAGCAGCAGCGCCUCCUGCGAGAACAAGCAUACCGGGACUUCAGCACCAUCAUCCAGGUGUUCAUCCUCAUAGGUUCGCUGCUCGGUAAUGCCACGGUGCUGUGGUGCACCUGCUGCACGAAUGUCUUUAAAUCUGUGACCAAUCGCUUCAUCAAGAACCUGGCAUGUUCAGGCAUCUGUGCCUGCCUGGUGUGCAUUCCGUUCGACGUGGCACUUGGAGUCAGUCCUCGCUGUUGGUGGCUUCACACCCUGCUGCUCUGCAAGGCCCUCAAGUUCCUCCAUAAACUUUUUUGCUCCGUCACUGUGCUCAGCUUCAGCGCCAUCGCACUUGACAGAUACUACUCAGUGCUGUAUCCAUUAGAGAGGAAGAUCUCAGAUGCAAGAUCUCGAGAUCUGGUCAUCUAUAUCUGGGUCCAUGCAGCUGUGGCCAGCCUACCUGUGUUUGCAGUGACCAAUGUGACAGAUGUGUAUGUCACCUCCUCCUGCUCAGACGACCAUGCCCGCUCCCUGGGCCACAUGGUGUAUGUGUUGAUCUACAACGUCACCACGGUGAUCCUCCCUCUGGCUCUGGUCUUCCUCUUCAUGCUUCUGAUCCGCAGAGCGCUCAGUGCCAGCCAGAAGAAAAAGGUGAUCAUUGCAGCUUUGCGGACUCCUCAGAACAGCAUCUCCAUUCCGUAUGUGUCCCAGAGAGAAGCCGAGCUACAUGCCACUCUGCUGGCUGUGGUGCUGGCUUUCUCUGCAUGCAGCGCCCCCUAUGGGGCCUUGGUGGUUUAUCGAACCAUUUUGGCAGACACCAAAGAGCUGCCAACCUCAUUGUAUCUCACAGCUCUCUGGCUCCCUAAGGUGUCCCUGCUCACCAGCCCACUCUUGUUUCUGACUGUUAACCGCUCAGCACGCCAUAGCUGGCUGGACCUACUGGCCAGGAUUCACAGACGUUACAGCCGUCGUAAUGUGGUCAGCACUGGGGGUCUGGCAUCUCUGGGGGCUGAGGGGGUGAUUGGGGAGCCGGUGGAACUGGAAACAGCUGGUCGUUCUGGGAGCCAGCUUCUAGAGAUGUUUAACAUUGGCCAACAACAGAUCUUCAGACCUUCUGAGGAAGAAGAAGAGGAAGAAGAUGUGGAGAAUGAGAUCCCCUCUCAAGGAUCAGGAUGCUGCUCAGAGCCCAAAGAGGAGCAGAGGCUUGGGUUAAGACUAGGGAGCCUCAGAGGUGAAGCGAUCACCAAAAAGGAGCCUCUGCAGGGCAUCCAAGGGACAGGAGGAGGGCUGGUCAUCACCAAGGAAGCCCCUCCUUCAAUCAUAGCUCCCCGGGCCUCUCCAGUCCACACAUGUGCUUAUGCCUCUUCAUCGCAAGUGGCACCUGCUACACCUACAGAAGCAGAGGACUCCCCCCAGUUUGGUUUUGGACCAUUUGAGCUGCCCCCUCAAUGGCUACCUGAGACCAGGAACAGCAAGAAGAGGCUGCUGCCUCCCCUGGGUAACACACCUGAGGAGCUGAUCCAGACCAAACUGCCGAGGCCACGGCCUGAACGUCGGAUCAGCAGGAACAACAAGGUUAGCACCAUUCCCACUGUGGACCCAUGAGCUCUGCUGCUGGCCUCUGAUGUGCAGCAGCAGACACAAUUCAUUGCAGGGUUGACGUCUUCCAUCAGGCCUGGAAAAGGAAGGAGACUGAUGUCUGUGUGGUGUCUUUUGGUCAAUUUAAAUCUUUUUAUGUUUUUCUGGUUUGCAGUUGUAGCCAUCAUCAAAGUUCAGGUUUUCCACUUUACUGCAUAAAGGCCCAUUGCAUGAGGCACUGCAGUUUUCAUAUUGGACAAAUUUGAUAUCAAAUAUUUAUAAUGUUGUGAUAACUAUGUCAGUUCAAUCUAACUUCACUGGAAGCUUGACUGAUUCAGUUUCAUAAUUAGCAACCUCUGCAACUGCUACAUGAUUGAUAAUGUAGAUACCUUUUUGAAUGUAUUAUUUUUUAAUAUAGCUGGCAAAUGAAUGCCCUGUACAAAUCCAAUUAUCCUGAGGGAUGCACUGAUACUGGAUUAUAUCUGCAGUAAAUACUCAAACGGGGAUAGUGAAUGUCCUAACAAAACAUCUUGUAAAUUGGUUGUGCUGUGAUUGCACUCUGUAGAUGAACACAGCUCAGUGUCAGUCCUUUCAAUUUAGCCUUUGUGAGACUCUUUUUGUAACCAUGUUUGACAAAUCUUACUAAAAUGUUUCGGAUUAAAGCACCACUUGCUGCCCAUUGUUCCUUAAGUUUGUCUUUUGGAUUAUUUAUUCUAAUGUGAUAGCUAUUGAUGUUGUUAUUUGUACUUUAAAUUAAUUUCUUUUGAUGAAAAUGCGGAUGUACAGUAUACAAAUACAUGUUGAAAAUAUGAAAUGAUCCAAAUUUA